This is a messenger RNA of Colletotrichum truncatum, 333 nucleotides long. The record is from RefSeq and is a predicted model, not a curated record. NCBI's taxonomy places the organism in Eukaryota, Fungi, Ascomycota, Sordariomycetes, Glomerellales, Glomerellaceae.
AUGCUGGCCAUCUGCUUGCCCAAAGCUGGCCUGCCAACUCUUACGGAUAUAUUGCACUGCAAUCUUUGUGUAGCUGAGCAACUCCAAGCACUGUACGGUGCCCAGAACAGGGCGGUCUGGAGCCGACAGAGCGGAUAUCUGAGCAGAGCUUCUGCUUUAAGGACCCUCGUCUGCCCUCCACCUUCCACCUCCCCGUCGUGGGCGGACGGGGUCGGUGGACACUGGUUCUCGAAGCAUUCGCGCUCAACACUGGACGUUGAGCCUGCUCAGACCCCGUCCAUCAGGCCAGGAUCAAAUGGAGAGGGGCGCGCCCUGAGGGCAAGCCUCAGGUAA